Messenger RNA from Sitodiplosis mosellana (orange wheat blossom midge), 1208 nucleotides. RefSeq names its product methionine-R-sulfoxide reductase B1 (gene SelR). The record is from RefSeq and is a predicted model, not a curated record. NCBI's taxonomy places the organism in Eukaryota, Metazoa, Arthropoda, Insecta, Diptera, Cecidomyiidae. The transcript is spliced from 5 exons. Gene Ontology annotation, molecular function: peptide-methionine (R)-S-oxide reductase activity. Bases 301 to 963 code for a protein of 220 amino acids. Gene Ontology annotation, biological process: response to oxidative stress; protein repair. Gene Ontology annotation, cellular component: cytoplasm.
AUUUUUUGAUUUGACAAUAAAAAAAAUGUUUUCUUUGAUUGGAAGUGUGAAGAUGUGUGUAUUCAGCUAAGAUUUUGUAACCCUAGACACGUUAUAUGUGUUUAUAACACAAACACACACACAUAAAGGUUUCCUCGGUUCUAAUUGGAUUUUUCAAUAGCAAAGUGUCAAAACACAAAACUUCACCCACAACAUACAAGUUCAAUGAUACAUAAGUUGGCUGUCUCUCGACUGUGCUGAGCUUAACAGAAAAGAGAAAGAGAGUGUGAAUUAAUUUUCUGAGCAAGAGUCGAACGACGAAUGAAUUCAGUGAAGGUGUCAAUUGGAUUUUGGAAGUUCAGCAGUGCUGUGGUGCAAAACGUAAAUAGUCGCAAUUACAACACAUAUCGGCAGCUCAGCAAUCGAUUAAGUCAUAGCAGAAGAGUGAUUGAAGCCGUUACCUCAUCCGUCAUAUAUAUUGAACCGAUUUACCUCAAACAUAGCCAGUGUGUCCGUCGAUCGUUCAGCACAUACAAAAUGGAAACGAAACAAUCACUUAGACAACGUCUAACUCCGAUCCAAUAUCAGGUGACACAGGAAUCGGCCACGGAGCGUCCAUUCACCGGCAAAUACAAUAAAUGCUACGACAAAGGCGUCUAUCAGUGCAUCGUGUGUCACGAAGAUCUAUUCACUUCCGAUACAAAAUACGAUUCGGGCUGCGGCUGGCCAGCGUUCAACGAUGUUCUGGAACAAGGAAAAGUCACAUUACACAAAGAUAGCAGCAUUUCAGGCACCAAUUUAUUAUUACUUCUUAAAAACCCAGACCGCAUACGAACUGAAGUGAAAUGUGCCAAAUGUGGUGCACACAUGGGCCACGUUUUUGAUGAUGGACCCAAGCCAACGAAGAAACGCUACUGCAUCAACUCGGCGGCCAUCGAUUUCAUUUCGGCUGAAGAACGGAACAAAAACCAACAAAACAGUUGAGGAAGCGUUGAUCGCAACGGAAUUGUAUAGCAUUCAACUGAUUCAAUACGAAGAGAUAAAUGUGGUUUUUUUUUACAAAUGGCUUUCUCAUGAUGACCGAUCGGGUGUUUUUUUUUUAAAUUUUAAUUGUAUAAAAUGAGUGUAUUUAUGAUAACAAAAAUGAUGCAUGAAAUUACAAGCCCAUCCAGGCCUACUUGAAUUGAUAAUGUCCAAAUAAAAAUAAUUUCAUUUUGCCUAACAUAAAA